Molecule: messenger RNA, 1131 nt
Organism: Brassica napus (rape)
Lineage: Eukaryota; Viridiplantae; Streptophyta; Magnoliopsida; Brassicales; Brassicaceae
Exons: 1
Coding region: 1-1131 (376 amino acids)
Biological process (GO): regulation of DNA-templated transcription
Molecular function (GO): DNA binding
Source: RefSeq, a predicted model, not a curated record
AUGGAAGAUCAGUCGAUAAUAUCUCAAGAAGACAUGGAAGAUGAGUCGAUAGUAUCUCAAGAAGACAUGGGAGACGACUACUCUAUAUUAUCUCAAGAAGAAAACCAAAUCGAACCAGAAGACGAGAUCAUGGUCUCGUACUAUCUGAAGAUGAUGAUCAACAACCGCAAAUCAUGGCCUGACCACUUUCUCCGAGACGAAGAAGCAAACGUGUACAACCUGAAUCCAUGGAGUUCCUUCAACGCUCCGAACUCUGAUCACUACUUCAUCUUCGUCAAACGCAGAACAGAUUCUUGCGGUAAGACCGAUGGAAGUGCGUCUGGUUGCUGGAGGAUCAUGGCUCGUGAUAAACUGAUCAAGUGCGAGGAGACCGGGAGGAUUCUAGGGUUCAAGAAGAUUCUCAAGUUCUGUGAAAACAACAAGAAACGAUCAAAGGAACAGGAAGAAGAAGAAGAGAUCAUCUGGGUGAUGGAAGAGUAUAGGCUCGUCGAUAAAUGGAAGCAAGAUCAAGUGAUUUGCACGAUUAGGGAAUUGCUACAACAUGAGGUUACUACCUUGCUCGCCAAGCAUCUCUCGUUUCUCCCUAAAUGGAUCAGACCCUUUUCUCGCAAAAACUUGCCGAUGUGGGAUCUCUGUGUACCGGAUCCACCAAGGGAUGAGAUCAUCUCGUACCAUCUGAAGAUGUGUGUGGAUGUUCGAAACGACUGGCCUAGCCAUUUCCUCCCAAGCGAACAAGUGUACGGUGUAGCUCCGUGGAUGAUCGUGGAUCCUGAUCAGAGCUCCGUCGACCUACAAGAGGGACCCUACUUCUUCGUUAACCGCACGGAGAGUUCUGGUCGGACAGACGGAUGCGAUGGAGGUUGCUGGAGGAUCAUGAGACGAGACAGAGUGAUCACUUCGAAGAGAAACAAGGUUCUUGGGUUCAAGAGGCUGUUCAAGUUCUGCGUCAAGGGGGAAGCAGAACCAGUUUACAAGUUUUGGGCAGAUGAGAAGUAUAAAGUGAACGAGCUUAAGGUGACUUGGGUAAUGGAUGAGUAUAGGCUGGCUAAGAAGAAGGAACAAGGUAAAGUGAUUUGCAGGAUUCGCCUUCUCUUCCCAUUACCACUUAAAUGUCAUCUUAAACAUUUCUAG